GUCACUCUCCCUCUCCCUCUCCCAAUCACUUCACUUAACAAAUCUCCUCACCCAAACUCUCCCCCUCACCCUCCUCCUCUUCUCUCCACCGGAAAAGUUCAACCAACCUCUCCCCUCCCUUUCAAAUUCAUACUCCCACAUCUCUCAAAUAUCGAUGCACCUCACCAUGACCUCCGGCGGAAUGCCUUCCAUACCUUCAUCUAUUUCCCCCCCGCCGGUCUCUUUACCUCUCAGAAAUAUCCCCGGCAGCUACGGUUUGCCGCUGCUGGGAUCCAUCGGUGACCGACUCGAUUACUACUGGUUUCAAGGACCCGAUAAGUUCUUCAGGACUCGUAUGGAGAAGAAUCGAAGCACGGUUUUCAGAACCAAUGUUCCUCCGUCUUUCCCUUUCAUCUCCGCUGAUCCCAGAGUAGUUGCGGUUCUGGAUUGCAAGUCCUUUGCGCAUCUAUUUGACAUGGAAAUCGUGGAGAAAAAUAAUGUUCUGGUCGGUGAUUUCAUGCCCAGCAUCAGUUUCACCGGAAACAUGAGAGUGUGUGCUUAUUUGGAUACCUCGGAACCCAAUCACUCCAAGGUAAAGAACUUCAUUACAGACAUUCUACGGCGGAGCUCAAGGAUAUGGAUAUCGGAGUUGGAAUCCAACCUAUCGACGAUGUGGGACGGCAUUGAAUUAGAAAUGGCAAAGAACAAACAAUCGGGUUUCAGAAACUUUCUCCAACCAGCUCUUUUCAAUUUCUUCUCCAAAACUCUCGCCGGCGCCGACACUGCAAAAUCACCGGAAGUGGCAAAAUCCGGAUACAUAGACGUCAUAAUCUGGCUCGGCCUCCAGCUCGUUCCCACCAUCCACAUCGGCGUUCUCCAGCCCCUUGAAGAAAUAUUCCUUCACUCUUUCCGCUUACCCUUUUUCCCCAUUGCUUCCCGCUACCAAAGACUCUACGAUUUCUUCCAAAAAGAAGGGGCAGAAGUUGUUGAGCGAGGUGUCACCGAGUUCGGGUUAACAAAGGAAGAAGCCAUUCACAAUCUCAUCUUCACCAUGGGCUUCAACGCCUAUGGUGGCUUCAGUCUCUUCUUCCCUGUUCUACUUGACCGUAUACUCAAUGAUAAAACCGGUCUACAACAAAGAAUCCUCAAGGAAGUCAGGUCAAAAUCCAGCUCUGGUCUGACCUUCGAGUCAGUCAAGGAGAUGGACCUCAUCUACUCCAUCGUCUACGAGACACUCCGGCUUGACCCCCCAGUUCCCUCCCAAUACGCCAGAGCCAGAAAAGAUUUCAAGCUAACUUCCUACAAUUCAACGUAUAACAUCAAGAAAGGGGAACUGCUUUGUGGGUAUCAGCCGCUGGUGAUGAGAGAUCCAGAGGUGUUCGAUGAACCGGAGGCGUUUAAUCCAGACCGAUUCCGGGGAGAGAAAGGGGCAGCGCUGCUGGAUUAUUUAUUUUGGUCGAAUGGGCCGCAAACGGGGACACCGAGCGAGAAGAACAAGCAGUGUGCUGGGAAGGAUUUAGUGGUGCUGACGGGGGUGGUGUUUGUGGCUUACAUAUUUAAAAGGUAUGAUUCGAUUGCUGGGGAAGGAGGUUCCAUUACAGCUUUUCAAAGGGCUAAUUGAAAAGUGAAAGUGAAUUAUAUAUACAUUAUGUAUCGUUUAUUGAGAGAUGCACUUUUCUUGUUCAAUGGCUUCUUUCUUAUGUAUGAGUUUGGAGCCAAAAUGGGAAGAUUUGGAAUGAAUAAAUCAAUAAAAUCAAGAUUUACUUUACCUUUUAAAAUA
Molecule: messenger RNA, 1759 nt
Organism: Cucumis sativus (cucumber)
Lineage: Eukaryota; Viridiplantae; Streptophyta; Magnoliopsida; Cucurbitales; Cucurbitaceae
Product: fatty acid hydroperoxide lyase, chloroplastic
Exons: 3
Coding region: 155-1600 (481 amino acids)
Biological process (GO): sterol metabolic process
Molecular function (GO): heme binding; iron ion binding; oxidoreductase activity, acting on paired donors, with incorporation or reduction of molecular oxygen
Source: RefSeq, a predicted model, not a curated record